Messenger RNA from Camelina sativa (false flax), 1097 nucleotides. RefSeq lists its product as uncharacterized. NCBI's taxonomy places the organism in Eukaryota, Viridiplantae, Streptophyta, Magnoliopsida, Brassicales, Brassicaceae. The record is from RefSeq and is a predicted model, not a curated record.
UAUUAGAAAACAGAGGAGGUAGAAUAGGUCUUAGAUUCAAAACAAGAGCCAUCGACCAUGAAACUAGGGUUUGGCUUUGUGACUAUUUAUUUCGUGUAUCUAAAACACUUAAACACCCUCAUUGUUUUAUCCAGCAGACAAAAAACAACAUUGCCAAGAUAAAAUGCUGUCUUCACCAGCUUUUACUGUAGCAAGUACUACUCUUGGUCGUCGUCUUCAUGCGAAGAGACUAGCUUCUUCUGGUCGAACCGCUGAUCCGGAGAUUCAUGCUCGUAACGAUGGAGACGAGCCUGGUCUAUUUCCAUCAGACCCCGAAGGUUUGGAUGAUGUAGCGAAUCCGAAGACUCCAGCCGAUGAGGAUGUACCGGAUAUUCGACCACCCGGUUUUGUAAAGGAACCGCUCACGCCGCCGAAAAAUCCACGAGACACUUCACACAAGCUUGAAUCUACUCCUGUUGGUCUACCUGCAGAUCUCAAUUUCCAACAAAAACGAAACUAGCUAAUAGCAGCAAACGCCUUAGCCCCCUUGGCCUUCUAGAUAAUUUAUAGUAAACUGAACGCAUGAAAUUAAUGCUUACAUUUAAAGUAGCUUUGAUAAUAAAUUUUAUACUCUUUCUACUUUCUUGGGAUUAAAGAAACUAAUUUUACUCUAUUUUUGAAAUGAGGCGAGUCUUCGUAAUUGAGUUUAUGUGAUCUAUGAGAUUAUGCACAAAUAUUUGAUUCCAGGAUAAACGAUAAAUCGAUGAUAAGAGACAGUUUUCACAUGGUCCAUGGGUUUUAAACUUUUAAUUAUGUUCUUCACCAAGAUUCGUUAUGUUGCUAUUAUCCUCACAAGCUGUAAAUGUUAAAGAGAAUCACAUUCCAAAGUUGUUUGCUACUGAUGUGGUCUUAAUAAAAAUAUGGAAAAGUUUUUUUCGGACAACAUAGAAGAAAAAAAAAAUUAACAAAAGAGAAGAAAAAAAAACUUUGGAAUUGUUGUGAACUAUAUUAAAAGUUUGGAGAUAACAAUAUGUUUAUUAUGAAGAAUCAAAAGAGAAAGAGAUCUAGAAGAUGAAUGUAUAGAUUUGAAAGAAAAUAGAGAAAAAUUUAGAGAAAUA